Molecule: messenger RNA, 1981 nt
Organism: Hevea brasiliensis (rubber tree)
Lineage: Eukaryota; Viridiplantae; Streptophyta; Magnoliopsida; Malpighiales; Euphorbiaceae
Product: growth-regulating factor 1
Exons: 4
Coding region: 653-1804 (383 amino acids)
Biological process (GO): developmental process; regulation of DNA-templated transcription; DNA-templated transcription
Cellular component (GO): nucleus
Molecular function (GO): ATP binding
Source: RefSeq, a predicted model, not a curated record
CAAAUAGUGAGUGGAGGGUACACAGGUUUCUGCGGUAAAGAAACAGAAAAAGUAAAAGAGUUAGUAGCGGUAAAAGCUACAACCGUACAACCUUCCCAGUGCAGGCAGGAAUUGGCUUCAGAAACCAACUCCUCUAAAAUAUUUUUCAAUAAAUAAAAAACAAGAAACGUUUCUCUUUUGUUUUUUACAGUCUUUUUAAUGCACUCUUCUCUUUAGUUUAUGGGUUUCCGUAGAAGUGUCAGAGACAAGAGCUGCCACAGAGGCAGCUGAGCUGCAGCAGCAGAAGCAACAGAGAGGUGCAGUGAUAAUAUGAGCAGAGAGAAAGAGAAAGGGAUGGUGUCAGCAUUAUAAUCAGAACCAUUAGUUUUAUCCAUGGACAGAAGAUUCUGCAGGCCAAUGGUCCCUGAAAUAAAUAUACCUACUCUGCUCUUCUCCAAGCUCUCUAGUAAUAAUAACAAGUGAUGACACCCACCACCGCUUCCCCACACACACACACACACACACACACACAGGGCACCUGCUUUCCCUUUUCAUUUCUGCAACUGUCUCUCCUUCACUUCACUGUUCUUUCUGAAGGAGCUCUUUUCCAUUUCUCUGUUGUCUGCUGUUCGAUAAUUUCCCUCCUCCUCCUUCUUCUUCUUCUUCUUCUAAGAUGAUGAGUGGAACAAACAAGUUUCCAUUCACCGCAUCUCAGUGGCAAGAGCUUGAGCAUCAAGCACUAAUCUUCAAGUAUAUGGUCUCAGGCAUUCCCAUUCCAACUGAUCUUCUCUUCACCAUAAAGCGAAGCUGCUUGGACUCCCCACUCUCUUCAAAGCUUUUUCCCCGCCAACAUUCACAUAUUGGGUGGAGCUGCUUCCAAAUGGGUCUAGGGAGGAAAAUAGACCCAGAGCCAGGGAGGUGCAGGAGAACAGAUGGAAAAAAAUGGAGGUGCUCAAAAGAAGCAUACCCAGAUUCCAAGUACUGUGAAAGACACAUGCACAGAGGCAAAAACCGUUCAAGAAAGCCUGUGGAAGUUGCAACACAACCAGCGACAGCCAACCCAUCAAUAACACCAACCAUCUCAUCAAUCACCAAGAACCACUCUACUUUACUAACCCCACCUUCUCAUUCUCUUUCUUUAAUGUCAUCUGAGACCCAUCAACAUCACCUUCACUAUUCCCAUCUCAACAAUCAGUUUUUGUCUUCACAUACUUCUUCAAGACCUCCUGGAAUUGGUCUUUCACCCCAAGACAACGCUACUCCAUUGCUUUUGGACUCUGGAGGUUCCUGUUCCCUGACUAACGCAGACUACAGGAGUGCUUAUGGGCUGAAAGAGGAGGUUGAUGAGCAUGCUUUCUUCUCAGAACACUCUGGUUCUAUGAGAAACUUAUCUGGUUCAUCAUUGGAUAAUGCUUGGCAAUUCACUCCACUCACAAUGAGCUCAUCGUCUACUACAUCUUCUUCAAACCAGAGGAGUUCGUCUAGUUUACAUAACGAAUACUCUUACUUGCAGCUUCAUAGCUUAAGUGAUCGUGAUCAUGAUCAUGAUGCCCCAAAACAACAAAAGCAGUAUCAACAAAGUUAUCUUCUGGGAACUGAUAUGAAAGGUCUCUUACCUACGAAAAUUGAAAGAGAAGAAGAGCCCCAGAAGAUUUUUCAUCGUUUCUUUGACGAAUGGCCGCCAAAAAACAAAGAUUCAUGGCUAAACUUGGAUGAUAAGUCACCAAAUAGCACAUCAGUAUCAACAACCAGACUCUCAAUCUCUAUUCCCUCCUCUUCACAUGAAUUCCCCAUCUUCAAUUCAAGAACACAUAAUGAUGUUUGAGUUUUCAGCUGUGGGGGUUCUCUAUAAACGUCCAAGAAUGUACUUGCUUGGUGGGGUAGCUUCUUUUUGUUAGUUUUAAAGAACUAUUUUUUAUAUUUGUUGUUUUUUUCUAAGCAAAAUGUGGUUGGGAUUGAAUGUGUAUGUUUAAUGAAGUAUCCAAUGUACUCUACUUUCUCA